Tyto alba (common barn owl) is the source of this 1049-nucleotide messenger RNA. RefSeq names its product dysbindin domain containing 2 (gene DBNDD2). The coding region runs from base 117 to 668 and encodes 183 amino acids. The record is from RefSeq and is a predicted model, not a curated record. Gene Ontology annotation, cellular component: cytoplasm. The transcript is spliced from 4 exons. Gene Ontology annotation, biological process: negative regulation of protein kinase activity. Lineage: Eukaryota; Metazoa; Chordata; Aves; Strigiformes; Tytonidae.
GCAGCAUGGGCGAGCGGCGGCCGGCGGCGGGGGGGGGGGCGGCCGCCCCACGCUGAGCCCAACCGCCCCCGGCCCCGGCCCCGGCCCCGGCCCGGUCGCAGCAGCCGCUCCGCCGCAUGUCGGGGCCCGGGGCGCAGAGCCGCAGCCGGCGGCUGCCCGCCGACAUGGAGCAGGCGCAGCGGAGCCUGGAUGCCGAGCAGAUGCAGCAGCAGCAGCUGAAACUACGGGACCGGCAGAAGUUCUUUGAGGAGGUUUUCCAGCAUGAGGUGGAUUUCUUCUUCCCUAUGUCUCACCUGCAGAUAGAGCAUCGGAGACCCCCCUUAGGCAGCAUUUCCUCCAUGGAGGUGAAUGUGGACAUGUUGGAGCAGAUGGACAUGAUGGAUCUGUCAGACCAGGACACUGUGGACGUGUUUCUGGGCUGUGGGACAGAGGAGAGCAGCGUUGCUGGGCCCCUGCCAGGGGCAGAUACCAGCCAGUGCCCAGGGGAAAUCACCCUGCAAGUGCCCAACUCAGCCGAGAGCAAGUCACGCAUUUCCUCCACGUCCUCUGUCUCCACGGAUCUCAAUAGCCUGGACACCAGUGAGGACGGGGCCGAGACCCCCGUGGUGCAGUCAGAUGAGGAGGACCUGCAGGAGGACAGUCCCAAAGAGCAGGUGGCAAGAAGCUAGCAGCCAGCUCUGCCCUGCUCCCAGCCUCCUCCCUACAGACUUGCCAGCCCAGAGGAAGCAAAGCUGCUGGCACUCAGUAAACCCCAUCCUGGACUGCUGCCCUGCAGAGGGGAGAGAUGGUUUUCCCCUCCUCUCCCUCCGCAGGUUCUCCUGGCAGCCAAAGAAGGAAAGGGGUAUUGUAGGCUCCCAAAAUUAACUCUUCAGGCUUUGCUGCUAACACUCCCUGCUUCACUCCCCUGAAACGCUGACCAUCCCACAGCCCCACCAUUCCCAGAAAGCCAUCCCUUGGGAUCCCAGCUCCCCUUCCCCUACUGACAAAGGUCUUGUCCAGACAAGCAUUUAACGAUGGCAUACAGAGAAAUAACACUCAGAUCUAAACAA